This is a messenger RNA of Drosophila montana, 1011 nucleotides long. Its product is annotated as angiopoietin-related protein 7-like. The coding region runs from base 239 to 961 and encodes 240 amino acids. NCBI's taxonomy places the organism in Eukaryota, Metazoa, Arthropoda, Insecta, Diptera, Drosophilidae. The transcript is spliced from 2 exons. The record is from RefSeq and is a predicted model, not a curated record.
UUAAAUUUAAAAAAUAAUUAAAGUGCUAUCAAAAUGAAAUGUGUUAUGUUUAUAUAUAUUAUAUUUAUAAGACUAAUACUGAUCAUAGCUGAAACAGAGUUAAGCGAAAAUGAGGUAAACAACAGUUUGUUUAUCAAUGUUUGUGUGCACUGUAAAAAAUAAAUCGUACUUUAUUUAUUAGUCUUGUUUGACAACCGUUCAAAUCCAAGACUAUGAAGAGCAGCUGGAGAAACAAAAGAUGCUAAUUGAUCAAAAGGACCAACAAAUAUCCGAACUCAAAAACGAAAUCAACAAUUGUGCCAAGAAACUAAAAAGCUGCAAAGAGCAAGCUGUUUGCAGUGAUUGCAGUCACUUUGGAGAUGCUCCGGGUAUUCAUAAAUUUAAAACGAAAGAAGAUUCUUUCGAUGUACUUUGUGAGAGCGCGACAGCAGGUCCUGGCUGGACAGUUAUCCAACAGCGAAUCAAUGGCAAAGAGGACUUCUCUAGGGAUUGGGCCACAUACCGUGCCGGCUUUGGAAGCUUUGAAGGCGACUUCUUCUUAGGGCUUGAGAAAAUUCAUCGCUUGACGAGCGCCCAGCCCCAUGAGCUCUACAUACAUAUGGAAGGAUUUGAUGGUAUCAUCAAAUACUAUAGAUAUGAACAAUUUGCCAUCGCUGGCGAGGACGAUCAAUACAGACUGAUCACCUUGGGUAAAGCUGAAGGCAAUGCAACACGCGAUUACUUGAAUUACCACAGAAAUAUGAAGUUCAGCACAUUCGAUCGAGAUAAUGAUACUUGGGAUAAUGGCAGCUGCGCAAGUAAAAGAUUGUUUGGUGGUGGCUGGUGGUAUAAUAACUGUGCAUCAAGCAAUUUAAAUGGCAAAUACUAUACUUCUUCGACGAACGAACCGGAUGCCAUAUAUUGGGAUGGCAUAGCCUCGUUGAAAAAAGUCAAAAUGCUUAUACAACCCAAGAGCUAUUGAAAAUUGAAAUAGUUGUACCUAAAAACAAAUACAAUUCUUUGAAAUAUACG